AUGUCUCGCCCUUCAAAAUAUGUUGCUUGGAUGAUAAUUCAACCCCCGACAAUUUUAAUGGAGUCGAUGUUUGACUAUCAGGACCUUGUGGUCCUUGUGGAGUGGAAGAUGGCUUGUGGAGUGGAAGAUGGCUGCCGUGGAAUACUGAUAAUAUCAAAGACUGGUUCCACGGUCCAUGGUGGUAUUGAGGCUAAGCAGCCCAACUCUGCCAUGAGAAAAUUUGCUCGUGUGCAGCUGAUUAAGAAUGGGAAGAAGAUCGCUGCAUUUGUACCCAAUGAUGGUUGCUUAAACUAUAUUGAGGAGAAUGUAAAAGUCUUCGACAAAACUAGUGUAGAUCUUCUUUAA
Molecule: messenger RNA, 345 nt
Organism: Cornus florida
Lineage: Eukaryota; Viridiplantae; Streptophyta; Magnoliopsida; Cornales; Cornaceae
Product: small ribosomal subunit protein uS12z-like
Exons: 2
Coding region: 1-345 (114 amino acids)
Biological process (GO): translation
Cellular component (GO): cytosolic small ribosomal subunit; ribosome
Molecular function (GO): structural constituent of ribosome
Source: RefSeq, a predicted model, not a curated record